UAUAUAUAUAAUCAUGGAUUGCUCAGAUAAGUGAAAAGCAAUUUUUUCUUUUUGGAAAAAUAUAUAUAUUCUUGGAAAUGAACCUAGAACAGCUGCUCUGAAAAAUAUCAAGUGGCAGGCCUGGGGGGGUGGCACAGGUCCCUGCGGGUGGGGUCCGGGGAAUCGAACCCUGGUCCUGGAGCACGGCGCCGUGUGCGCUCAGCCGGUCGGUGGCCGGCACACUGCCCGGUGAGCGCCGCGGGUCGGGACGCAGCAAAGCGGAGGCGCCAGCCGCCCCGCACCGGGACAAGCCUCGUCUCCGCGGGGCCGAGGUGGCUGCAGGCGGCGGGCCGGGCGCUCCUCCCCGUGGGGCGGGACCGAGCCGCGCUCCCGCCUCCGCCGGCCGCGUCGUCACCGCGGAGCUGGACGGCCAUGCCGGGCUGCCUGUGGCGGGACCUGUGGGGACGGUGGCGACGUUACAAGUACCGCUUUGUGCCCUGGAUCGCGCUGAACCUCAGCCACAACCCGCGGACCCUCCGAUAUGUUCCAGAGGAAUCUAAAGACAAAGUGAUUUCAGAUGAAGAUGUCCUAGGAACACUACUGAAAGUUUUCCAGGCGCUGUUCAUCAAUGACUUCAAUAAACAAUCAGAUAUCUUGACUGUGCUUCCAGAAUCCAUAAAAUCAAAAUAUCAAGACCUGCUGUCAAUUCAGCAUCCGGGGCUGAAAAUGCUCGAAUACGGACAUCAGCAGCAAACUAUCUUUAAUCCAGAAGAAAUUCUUUAUCAGACCUUGGGUUUCAGUAUUGCACGAGCAGCUAGCUCAUUAGUUUCUGCUGGGAAAGGUGUCUUCAUCACGAAAGGAUUAGCACCGAAAGGAGCAGUAGUAUCUAUGUAUCCCGGUACAGUCUAUAUGAAGUAUGAGCCAGUCUUUUUCCAGUCCAUUGGAAAUCCAUUUAUUUUUAGAUGUCUAGAUGGUGUUCUUAUUGAUGGAAAUGACAAGGGAAUAUCAAGAAUUGUGUACAGAUCUUGCAAUGGGAGGGAUCAACUUGGCCCUUUAAAAAUGAGUGAUAGUACGUGGUUAACAUCAGAAAUGAAUAACCCACUGGCUAUAGGACAGUAUGUCAACAAUUGUUCAAAUGACAGAUCAGCUAAUGUUUGUUACCAGGAGUUUGACGUCCCUGAAAUUUUCCCUAUUGAACUGAAGCAAUAUCUUCCAAACAUCACCUACAGUUAUGAAAAACAAAGCCUGCUUCGAUGUGUCGUUCUUGUCGCACUCAGGGACAUCAAGCAAGGAGAAGAGCUUUUCUCAAACUACUACACCAUUGUUAGCUAGCUCUGUGAAUUAGAAACUGGGUUUUGUACUCAGCUCCUGAGUUACUCAUAACAGCGAUCUCUAAAUCCAAACUACAAAACAGUCUGAAACCUAGUUAGAGUGAGGAUUUUCUCAUUGAUAGCAUAUCAAUUCCAUGGUAAAAAGUAUUUGCUUUGUUACAAUGUCAACUUCAUGAUGCAAUUCUAACUUUAGCUGGUUUUCAUCUAAACACCUUUAGCUUAUUAUCAACUAUUGUAAUUAUCAUUUCAAUUAUUUAUGUUGGUUUAUGGUAUUUUAGACAUGUCAUAAUCAGUUCUUUUAGUACUGGUGAUAUAUUCAGAUCUCUGUAAAAACUUUCAUUUUUUACAGAAUAAACUAAUGCCAAAAAUA
Erinaceus europaeus (western European hedgehog) is the source of this 1680-nucleotide messenger RNA. RefSeq names its product SET domain containing 9 (gene SETD9). The transcript has 6 exons. Bases 412 to 1311 code for a protein of 299 amino acids. NCBI's taxonomy places the organism in Eukaryota, Metazoa, Chordata, Mammalia, Eulipotyphla, Erinaceidae. The record is from RefSeq and is a predicted model, not a curated record. Gene Ontology annotation, molecular function: protein binding.